GUCCAGCCCAGAGAGGAGAGAGGAUGUGCAUAAGCAGGAGAGAGCUUGUCGCUCACGCACAGGAGCAUUAAAGCCACAGCCCAGGCAGGCAAAAAGGAAGAGAGAAGGAGAGGAGCUGUAAUAGAGCGCCUGGAGCACAUGCAAGGCACAGAACAGCAUCCAAGAAGACCUGCCAAGUGGGAUGCAAAGAGGAGAGAAAUAAAAGGGAUAGGAAGGCCAGCUUGGUAGGUAGGAGAAGAGAGCCAACUAUCAGCCCUCCAGAAGAAAGGUAGCACCUUGGCUACUAUGACAGGCAAAAACUGAAGCAGAGUGAUCAGUUUUAUUUUCCUCAGGUUUUCUUUCCUUGUUGACCACCACAUAUCUUGAAAAAUAUGCCUGAACAAAGCAAUGAUUACAGGGUAGUGGUAUUUGGAGCAGGAGGAGUUGGCAAAAGUUCACUGGUCCUGAGGUUUGUUAAAGGAACUUUCAGGGACAGUUACAUCCCUACAAUUGAAGACACCUACAGGCAGGUGAUCAGCUGUGAUAAGAGCAUAUGUACUUUGCAGAUUACUGACACAACAGGCAGCCAUCAAUUUCCUGCCAUGCAGCGUUUAUCUAUUUCCAAAGGACAUGCAUUCAUUUUGGUCUAUUCUGUCACAAGCCGACAGUCCUUGGAGGAACUCAAACCUAUCUACGAACAGAUAUGUCAGAUCAAAGGGGAUAUAGACAGCAUUCCUAUCAUGCUGGUGGGAAACAAGAAUGAUGAGGACCACAACCGAGAGGUGCAGACCAGUGAUGGUGAAGCCAUGGCCAAAAAGUGGAAGUGUGCCUUUAUGGAGACCUCUGCCAAGACAAACCACAAUGUGAAGGAGUUGUUCCAGGAGCUGCUGAAUUUGGAGAAACGUCGGACUGUGAGUUUACAGAUUGAUGGCAAAAAAAGUAAGCAGCAGAAAAGAAAAGAGAAGCUGAAGGGCAAGUGUAUUGUCAUGUGAAAGCAGCAACCUUGGAGAAUCAUCAAGACUCAUUCUCCUGAGUGGACAGGUUUCAUGCCUAUAUACACCAAGGGGAAAGUAUGUGAGACUACUUUAUUAAUAACUGUUUUGAAAGAAAUAUAGUACAAUCUAACAACAUGGAGUAAAUGUACUAAGGCCCUUUCAAAAUGUCAUCCUUUUAUAAAUUAGCCAUUCAUGACAAGAAUAGUUCCAAAGAACCAACAAUACCUAAUUUUAAUGUUAUAAAAAAUAAAACAUCCAUAAUUAAUAGCUCCCAUCAGGAUCAUUACCAUCAUGUAAGGAACAACAGUUAGUCCUUUAAAGAUUUAUGCUUGUGCUAUGUGUAUAAUUAUGGAAAUGCUUUAGACCUCAGUCACAUGUAGCACAUGCCCAGAUCAGGGGCAAAAGUGUGUGUGAUAAGGUCUUAGGACUCUGGAUACACAGAGAGAGGAAAAUUUCUUUUUGACCAAAAAGGUGAAAAGAGCAGGCCAAAUUCCACCAAUACUUAACAUGUUAUCAGUUUGUUUUGAUUUCUCUCUUAUAAUACUCAUGACAGUCUGUUACAUAAUGGGUUUAUAGUUUAUAUGGAUAUCUGCAAAAUUACUGUUAGGAAUUGUAAAACAACAUAAUUUCAUUUUUAACCCCAGAGACUCAUAGGCUAGUUGAAAUGCAGUGACUCUACCCUGUACUCCAGCAGAAUGUCAUGAGAAAUUGGCAUAAGUGCCAACAGAAAGGGAUGUCCAAAAGCAGACAGCUCUCUUGGCACAGACUCCCAAAAAGGAUGGGAACAGGAUAUGUUUUGAAUCUGUUGACUUUUGACAUGGACACCAUACUUCUAAAGUCCAUUAUUUUCCCUGUUAUAGCUGCAGCACAAACAGGACACUAUGAAGGUUAGCACACUCUUUUUAAAGCACCUUAUCCCUGAUGGGAUAGUGUGUUUAAAUUUACAAAUGGGUUUUAUCAUAUUCACCUGUGGCCAGGAGAAUGCAGCCUAUAUACAGCCUGGAUGCCACCAAAUGCAGUCCAUAUAUAUCCUGGAUGCCAGCCAGGCUUAUUCUGUGGCUUUUCAAAAACAGGCUUUUGCCAUUCUUGGAAAGCUGCAGAAUAAGCCCAGCUAGCAUCCGGGCUGUAUGCAGGCUGCAUUAGCCUGGCCAUGGUAAAUACGAUAAAACCCACUUGUAAAUUUAAACACACCUCUAUCCCAUCAGGGAUAAGGUGCUUUAAAAAGAGUGUGCUAAUCUCCUAGGCCAGCUGGUGUAGAUAAUACCCAUGUCGAGAUGUCGAGUGAGAGAAAGGAAGAGACACCAUCUCCACUCACCCUGGAAAAGAAAUUGAUAUGGUGGUGAUGGUGCUGUAAGCAGUGGUAGCUGGUCGCUUCCAUUUUAGCAGGGCAGUGAAUCCAGGUUUUACUCCAAGCAGCUGACCCAGUCCCAAAAGUAGAUCAGAACCUUUGAAUUUCCUUUAAAUUUCAGGCUAAAACCUGGAGUUGAUUCAUCAGUCCAAAUACAUGGGAGCCACCAGCCAUCACUGGCCAUAGCUGAUCAAUAAUCCUAACUCUGUCAGGAUUAUUUUGCCAUUUAAAUUUACUCUUUCCCUGGAUCUCUCCCACCCAGACAAAAACAUGUGACACAAACAUUCUAAACAACUUCUUCAUAUAUGUUUUUUACCAUGAAGGGGUAAAAUAGGAUGGGCUUGUGUGACUUCAGGGCAGGCAGUCUAUUGGCAUAGAGUGGCCUGCACAUCUUCAAUGGACUUGUGAAAUCUUUGUGCAAUAAAGCACACUUAAAUUCCAGUACAUAAAUCACAAUAGAUUUUUGU
Molecule: messenger RNA, 2789 nt
Organism: Sceloporus undulatus (fence lizard)
Lineage: Eukaryota; Metazoa; Chordata; Lepidosauria; Squamata; Phrynosomatidae
Gene: DIRAS2
Product: DIRAS family GTPase 2
Exons: 2
Coding region: 372-971 (199 amino acids)
Biological process (GO): signal transduction
Cellular component (GO): plasma membrane
Molecular function (GO): GDP binding; GTPase activity; GTP binding
Source: RefSeq, a predicted model, not a curated record